CAUUAAAAGAGAGUAAAUAGGGUGAAUGUCAUUAGUCAAAAUUACAUAAUAAUUAGGUAUGUACCAGUUUUUCAAAAAUUAUGUCAGCAUCAAAUCAAUUAACCAAUUUUUUUACUUUUUACUAAAACGAAUCCGAAAACCUUUCUAAAUCAAUCAAAAUUGAAGAAAAUCAAUAAGACUUGAUGUCCGAAAAGCGCGCAUAUUUCGGGAGAAAAGAGGAGGGAGGUUAGUUGUUAGUGAAAUUACCUGCCAAUUUUCGGUGCCAAACGAAGGAAAUUUUACAAUUUUCGAAAUAAAAAAAUAAUACAUUAUGCCAGAUCAGAAACAAAAAAGACUUCCUCGAUGGUACUUUGGAGGCAUCUCGUCAGCUUUAGCCGCAUGUGUAACUCAUCCUUUGGACCUGUUAAAAGUACAACUUCAAACACAGCAAGAGGGCAAAUUGAGUCUCGGCAAAUUAACAGUGCACAUUAUAAAAACCGAAGGUGUUUUCGCUCUCUACAAUGGUCUCUCAGCCUCUCUAACAAGACAACUCACCUACUCCACGACGCGUUUCGGUAUUUACGAAGUUCUAAAGCAAAAAUACAAUCCGGACACUUUCGGAGCUAAAGUAGCGAUAGCAGUAGGCGCAGGUGCUUGUGGUGGGUUAGUUGGUACCCCUGCUGAUAUGGUCAAUGUUCGUAUGCAAAACGACAGUAAAUUGCCAAAAGAUAAACGGAGGAAUUACAAAAACAUUUUCGACGGACUAUGGCGUGUCUAUAAAGAAGAAGGCGUAAGAAGAUUAUUUAACGGAGCUUCUACAGCUACAACAAGAGCAAUUUUCAUGACGAUCGGCCAAUUGUCGUUCUACGAUCAAGUCAAAAUACUUCUAGUCAACUCAGGAGUGUUCAAAGACAACCUGAUCACGCACUUUUUAGCCAGCCUGACCGCGGGUGCUAUAGCCACAUCUCUAACGCAGCCCUUGGACGUGCUAAAAACUCGCGCGAUGAACGCAAAACCGGGCGAGUACUCGUCCCUUUGGGCCAUCGUCGUGCACACAUCCAAGUUGGGUCCCAUGGGAUUUUUCAAGGGCUACGUGCCAGCGUUUGUCCGGCUCGCGCCCCAAACCAUAUGCACUUUUGUGUUUUUGGAACAGAUGCGUUUACAUCUGGGUGUCGAGCCGCAACAGAUUGCGCAGCAUUAGUUGAUGCUCGGAAUUGUUUUUUAUUUUCAUUCCAACUGUAAAUGUCAAGAUCUUAUAUUAGGAAUUCCAGUAGGAGCAAAUAUUUAUUUUUUUUAAUUUGGUUUUUUGAUACAUUAUAGUAAAUGUGAUUAGUAUUUCUACUUUUUCAAUUGGAAUAUGUUACUAAAUCCAAUUGAAUUCUAUAAAAAAAUAUUUUUGUUAAAGGUAUUUGACAAUAAGAUACAUGUUAUUAUGUUUUGUUUGCAAUAAAUAUAUUUAUUAAAAUAAGAUAGGU
Ceutorhynchus assimilis (cabbage seed weevil) is the source of this 1454-nucleotide messenger RNA. The record is from the annotation of a GenBank genome assembly. NCBI's taxonomy places the organism in Eukaryota, Metazoa, Arthropoda, Insecta, Coleoptera, Curculionidae.